AUUUCCGUUAUCUCAUUCACUGACCGGCAAUUGUGGCGCGUGGAUAGCAACGAUAGCGAAAGUUUUAAGCAAGUGAAGUGAAAAAGCGCUAAACUAAUUAGUUUAAAGAUGAAUUUACCACCAAACCCGGGAACUGCUCGUGGACGUGGGCGUGGAAGCAAGCGCAAUGAAGAGGCCAAUCGCGGCUUGGCUCCUCAACUUGGUCAGUCGCAGUUGGCAGGGAUUGAAGCAUCUGGAGGUUCUGGUGAUGCUCAAUUGGUGCACGCGAUGCAGAAAGCCAAGUUGAGCGAUGUGCAAGUGCAGGUGUCCGAGGGAGAUCCGCGUGGUUCCGUGCGCGGCCGUAGGCUGAUAACGGAUGUGGUACAUUCUCGUCCUCAAGGAAUGACCACCAAGAACGGAGUGUCUGGUCACAGGAUUACCGUGCAGACAAACUAUUUUAAGGUAUUAAAGCGUCCAAACUGGACAAUCUACCAGUACCGCGUCGAUUUUACGCCCGACGUGGACAAUACACGAUUGCGGCGGGCUUUUAUGCAUGAACAUCGAAGCCUUCUCGGCGGCUACAUCUUCGACGGAACCAUCUUGUUCUGCACCAAUCAGUUCAAGCCUGUACAGAAUAGCCCAUAUGUUCUGGAACUGGUGACGAAGAGUCGCGCUGGAGAAAACAUUGAAAUUAAGAUCAAGGCUGUUGGAUCUGUGGAUACGGCCGAUGCGCAGCAGUUUCAGGUCCUUAACCUCAUACUGCGUAGGGCCAUGGAGGGCUUAAACUUGCAGCUGGUCUCGCGCAAUUUCUUUGAUCCUCAAGCUAAGAUUAAUUUGGAGAAUUUCCGUAUGCAAAUUUGGCCUGGCUAUCAGACUUCGAUUCGCCAACACGAGAAUGAUAUAUUACUGUGUGCAGAGAUAGCCCACAAGGUGAUGAGAACUGAUACCUUGUACAAUAUUUUAUCCGAGGCUAUUCGUGACAAUGACGAUUAUCAAACUGCAUUUAAACGUGCAGUAAUGGGUAUGGUGAUAUUAACGGACUACAAUAACAAAACCUAUCGCGUUGACGAUGUGGACUUUCAAUCGACACCCUUAUCCAAAUUUAAUACCAAAGAGGGUGAUAUCUCGUACGUGGAUUACUAUAAGAAGCGAUACAACAUCACCAUUCGAGACUUCAAGCAGCCUCUGGUCUUGUCUCGUCCCACAGAGAAAAACAUUCGUGGAGGCAAUGACCAGCCUCUGAUGAUUAUUCCCGAGCUGGCUCGGGCUACAGGAAUGACAGACGCUAUGCGCGCCGACUUCAGGUUAAUGAAGGCUAUGGGUGAGCAUACCCGACUGGCUCCAGAUCGUCGCAUUGAACGCCUGCGCAUGUUCAACAGGCGCUUAAAGUCCUCUAAGGAGAGUACAGAGACCAUGAAGUCUUGGAACAUCGAGCUAGACUCUGCCCUGGUGGAGAUUCCAGCUCGCGUUUUGCCAUCGGAGAAGAUAUUAUUUGGCAAUAACAAAAAGUUCAUAUGUGACGUUCGCGCCGAUUGGACCAGUGAGUUUCGCAGUUCUUCGAUGUGGAAGCAUGUGGACAUCAAUAGAUGGUGCGUGAUUACACCGGGUCGAAAUCUGCGCGAGACUCAGGAAUUUGUGCAGAUGUGCAUCCGUGCAGCCAGCACCAUGAGGAUGAACAUCGCCAAGCCUAUCUAUGAUGAAAUUAGAGAUGACCGCAACGGUACUUACUCCCAAGCGAUCGACAACGCCGUAGCCAAGGAUCCACAGAUUGUGAUGGUUGUCAUGAGAUCUCAGAAUGAAGAGAAAUAUAGCUGCAUCAAAAAACGCACUUGCGUGGACAGACCAGUGCCGUCGCAGGUGGUGACAUUAAGAGUCAUCGCGCCCCGACAGGAAAAAUCAGCUGGGCUCAUGUCUAUCGCAACAAAGGUGGUUAUCCAGAUGAACGCCAAAUUGAUGGGGGCUCCCUGGAUGAUCGAUCUCCCUCUCCGUGGACUGAUGACUGUUGGUUUUGAUGUCUGUCAUUCAUCAAAGGACAAAAACAAGUCAUAUGGGGCUCUGGUUGCCACCAUGGACCAGAGGGAGUCGUCUCGCUACUUCUCCACGGUAACCGAACACAUGAAGGGCCAAGAAUUGUCGGAACAUAUGUCGCUGAACAUGACGUGCGCCCUGAAAACGUACCGGGAGCACCACGGCAGUUUGCCAGAGCGCAUUCUUUUUUUCCGCGACGGUGUUGGUGAUGGCCAGCUCUACCAGGUGGUGAACACCGAGGUGAAGUUCCUAAAGGGCAAGCUCGACGAAAUUUACAAAUCGGCGGGAAAAACAGAGGGCUGUCGCAUGGCAUAUAUCAUUGUAUCCAAGCGCAUUAAUUCUCGCUACUUUGCUAACAGCCGCAAUCCAGUUCCGGGCACAGUGGUCGAUGACGUUAUUACCUUGCCAGAGCGCUAUGACUUCUUCCUAGUGUCCCAGGCUGUUCGUCAAGGAACCGUGUCGCCUACCAGCUACAAUGUCAUUUGUGACAACAUGGGACUAAGCGCCGAUAAGCUGCAGAUACUCUCUUACAAGAUGACCCAUAUGUACUACAAUUUCUCUGGAACUGUACGGGUCCCCGCUGUUUGUCAGUACGCCCACAAAUUGGCUUUCCUCGUGGCCGAAAGCAUUAAUCGUCAGCCUUCAGCAGGACUAGAGAAUCAGCUGUACUUUUUAUAAAACGUACUGGCAUCAAAUAAUCUAACAAUUUUACAACAUGAUAUAUUGACAUUUGUAUUAAGAUACAUUCAUUUGAAGUUAAUAAAGGUAAUACACACUUAUCUUUUCCCAAUCUGAAAA
Molecule: messenger RNA, 2805 nt
Organism: Drosophila yakuba
Lineage: Eukaryota; Metazoa; Arthropoda; Insecta; Diptera; Drosophilidae
Gene: aub
Product: protein aubergine
Exons: 9
Coding region: 109-2685 (858 amino acids)
Biological process (GO): regulatory ncRNA-mediated gene silencing
Cellular component (GO): P granule
Molecular function (GO): protein binding; piRNA binding
Source: RefSeq, a predicted model, not a curated record